AUGGAGCGAACGCAGAAGGUUCUGAGCCUUCUGGGAACACACGGCUGGUGUCUGAAAGCAUGGACUCUGGGCUUUCACAAGACCCUGCAGGUCCUCAGCACCUGCACGGACUCCACUCCCGGGCAUGAACACCUCAGAAGCUGGUUGCAGCCCCGGCACUUUAGCGCGGGAGGGACCUCGGCCAGUAACUCGAGAAACGCCAGCAGCUCCCAUCCUUGGGACAUUUCGGACAUGGAGAAGCUGAGGCCCAGGUCAGACAUGACCAGUGGGCAGUUUGGAGGGAAACUGGAGCUCCCGCCGGGGCGUUCCCCCAGCAAGGAGGCUGCUCCUCAGGUCCCCGGACUCUCCUCCUUCUCGACACUUCUGAGCAUCUGA
Molecule: messenger RNA, 375 nt
Organism: Rangifer tarandus platyrhynchus (Svalbard reindeer)
Lineage: Eukaryota; Metazoa; Chordata; Mammalia; Artiodactyla; Cervidae
Source: the annotation of a GenBank genome assembly